Lepisosteus oculatus (spotted gar) is the source of this 2623-nucleotide messenger RNA. Lineage: Eukaryota; Metazoa; Chordata; Actinopteri; Semionotiformes; Lepisosteidae. The record is from RefSeq and is a predicted model, not a curated record.
CGCACCUGGCGUACCUUAGGAGGUUUCAGUGUAGACUGACCGAGUAACUAAACUACGUAAAAUGUAGGUUUACGCUACGAACUACGAAGAGCACGUAUAAUGAAUGGAAGGCGGAGUGGAGGAUUUCCUUCUUGCAUGGGGUUAUGCAUUUGAAUUUGAAUACAUCGCGAAGAAGUUGGAAAACGUAACACAUGACAAUGGAGCUUUCUUAUCAAGCCAUCAAAACAGCAAAUCAAGUGAGGGAGGCGGAUGAAAUGAAAACUGAGGCCAGAAGAAGAAAUCUGCUGAUUCUCAUUUUCCAUUACCUGUCGGAGGAAGGGUAUUUGGAUACAGCUGGUGUACUCGAACAGGAGACUAGUUUAAGCUUGCGUCGCUUUGAAGUCUGUGACAAUGUAGACUUAGAGACUAUCCUCAUGGAAUAUGAAAGCUACUACUUCAUUAAAUUUCAGAAAUAUCCCAAGCUUACUAAGAAAUCAUCAGAAUCAGGAGAAACCAGGCAACCACGAAUCAGUGGUCGAUUAAAGAGAUCCUCUAGCUCUGUAACACACACACUGCCCAGGAUAAAUCAGACCCACCGCCCCAGUUCUAAGUUGGGUGCAAAGAAGACUGAUCCCAAAAUUACAGCAAAGGACACCAGUAAAGUUGAGAAUGGGCGGUUAACACCCCCAGAGACGGCUGAUUUCGGAUUGAACGUCUCCCCGAUCAGUAGAAAUGGGGGAGGGGAGGGUGCACAUGCUAAAAAGGGUUUUUUCUUUGCUCAGGGCCAGCUGAUUGACUAUCGUGGGUUGAUUCAAGAUGCUGUUAAAGGAGCCUCUAAUGAAAUAACAAUGAAUGGCUUGAUCAGUAACCCAGACCCUUCGGAGCGCCUGAUGAAGCCUAUCAGUGCCUUCAGCGGAAUGAACAGUGAGAUGAGAGAGCUGGCGGCUGUAAUAAGUCGGGAUAUAUAUUUGCACAACCCAAAUGUGAGGUGGGAAGACAUAAUUGGAGUGGACGCAGCAAAGCGUUUAGUCAAAGAAGCUGUUGUCUAUCCUAUUAAGUAUCCCCAGCUAUUCACAGGCAUUUUGUCUCCUUGGAAAGGACUGCUGCUCUAUGGACCUCCAGGCACUGGAAAGACACUGCUUGCCAAGGCGGUGGCCACAGAAUGCCACACUACGUUCUUUAACAUCUCCGCAUCCAGCAUCGUUAGCAAGUGGAGGGGGGACUCUGAGAAGCUGGUUCGAGUACUCUUUGAACUGGCCAGGUAUCAUGCCCCUUCAACUAUUUUCCUGGAUGAGCUGGAUUCUGUGAUGGGUCAGAGGGGAACUGGGCCAGGGGGCGAACACGAGGGCAGUCGUCGAAUGAAAACAGAGCUUCUUGUUCAGAUGGAUGGCCUGGCACGGUCCGAUGACCUCGUCUUUGUGUUGGCUGCAUCCAAUUUGCCAUGGGAGCUGGAUCAUGCCAUGCUUCGCAGAUUAGAGAAGAGGAUUCUCGUGGGCCUGCCAAACAAUGAGGCCAGGCAAGCAAUGAUUAGCCACUGGUUGCCUCCAUCCAGUAACACGGGAGGUGUGGAACUACGGACUGAAUUAGACUACAGCCUUCUUGGACAAGAAACGGAAGGUUAUUCUGGCUCUGACAUAAAAUUAGUGUGUAAAGAAGCAGCAAUGAGACCUGUACGAAAAAUAUUUGAUGCCCUUGAAAAUCACAAUGCAGGUAACACAGAGAUGCCUGUGCUGAAACUGGAGACUGUGACCACAGCAGAUUUCCUGGACGUCAUUGCUCACACCAAACCCUCUGCAAAAAGCUUGAAUGAAAAAUACAUGGCAUGGCAGAACGAGUACGAGUCAGUGUGAACACGCUAUGACUGUGUGAGACUUUUAAGAAGAGAUGUACGUUUCCUUUGACAACAUGCUCAUCUAGGGGACAUCUGAAGUGCAAAGAGGCUGCUGAAGUGUAAAGAAUAUAAAGGCCACGUUUUCAUUCCAGGAUAACAAAGCCUGAUGUACAGUGGCAUUUACAAUGCAUCUCUAUAUUAAAGGCUGAUGCUGUUGAGUUGUAAACUGUUUUAUCAACUCAAGCACUUUUAGGUUUUUAACAUUAAAAUACGCCACUUAGGACUGAUUCUUAGUAGUAUUCAAUUGAUACUUUUACACUUAUAAAUUAUACUUUAUCAUUUAUAUGAUGGUUUCCUCAAUAUUUUUCACUACACAUUACCUUGGUAAAAUGUAAUUGGAUGAAUGACCAACGGAAAUCAUACAGUCUCUUUCUAUACAGUUAUCAAAUUCAAGCAUGAGGAAAAUAGGCCUCUUUAACUCAGCAGCAUCUUAAGAGCUAUGUAGCUCUGGUAAACUGCUCAAUUUAAUACCAAAAAUUAGUUCAGCUGAGGUACUGAGUGCUGAGCUUCAGAAAAAGCUGCCCUCCAUGACUAGAGUUAGACACUCCUGUCCUUAGAUUUUAUUCAAAACCAUUCUUAAGAAGUGUACCAUUUACUGCACUGACUUGACUCUAUGCAUCUAUUUGUUAACGUGACUAGUUCAUACUAUGUUAUAGUUAUAAAUUACUUGAAUGUUCAUUUUUUUGUUUUCUUAACCUAGAGUAGUAUACAUAUAAGAACAGGGAAAAAUACUGUUUCUGAAACUAACAAAAU